Molecule: messenger RNA, 857 nt
Organism: Psylliodes chrysocephalus
Lineage: Eukaryota; Metazoa; Arthropoda; Insecta; Coleoptera; Chrysomelidae
Source: the annotation of a GenBank genome assembly
CGCGUAUUGGUGAGCACAUAUUUGUUUUGAUAAAAAAAUAUGUAUGUUGACUGAAGAUUUAUGUUUAAAUUUAAUUGAAUACUAUAGGCAAAAUCCCACAUUAUGGGACCCAACUGAUAAACGCUAUAAACUCUCAAAGUUUAAAGUAGAUUUAUGGAAAAAUAUCGCACAAGAAUUCAAAUGUGAAGAAGGUGAAGUUAAAAGGAAACUAGAAAGCUUGUUAACAUCGUAUCGUCGGGAAAUGCGACGUGAAGAGGCAGUGCGUUCCGGAAUGGGUACCCAGGAUGUGUAUCACUCAAAAUGGUUUGAGUUUAAAGCCAUUUUGCAACAAACUAAUCAAGCGACCGAACCUUCUUAAACGCUGUCGAACCCAAAUCAAAUUUUUGGUGUGGACGUGCGCAUUCCAAUCGCUUCCAACGCCAAAUCCCAACGGGCAAGAUGCUUGGGUUGGGAUGCUCAGCGUUGGAAUCUGGUCUGUACUCGGCUUAAGAUUUCUUCAUGUUUCAAAUCUCAAGAAAUGACUGACUAGAAAGAAACUCUCAUCGAAGCUCUAAAAGAAUAUUUCGAAGAUUUCAGUAAUUUUGAAGGGUUGAAAGGUCUUUAAAGGCCUUGGACAAAAUGUGGAAAGCUAAAAGGAGACUAUGUAGAAAGAAAAAACCGGCCAAGUUCCGCACCAUUGUACAAGAUUUAAUAGAUAAUAGAUACUUUUUAAAUAUUUUAUUUAGAUGGUGCAAAAAAGUAAAAGAAGUAGUAUUUUUAAUUUAUUUUUUGUUAUAGCGGCAUUAUGUGAAAAUUUCAACCUAUACCUAAUACGGAUCAUGAGAUACAGCCCGCUGACAGACAGACGGACACCGGAG